AUGGCGAAGGGAGGGAAGAAACCCAAAGCGUACAAACCGCCUCAAGAGAAAUUCGUGGUCGUGGUUAACCCUUGGGGCUACGCUGACAAUGUUCAAGUCGCGGUUAACCAGAUCACCGCUUGGUUCGAGGUCAUGCUCGAUAACAGGCACCCACAGACCAGGCCUCACUGCAUUUACUAUCAGAAAACGCAUCGUAAUGUCAUAGUAGAGCUGCCGCCCACCGUCCAGAUCGAAUACAUCCUCGGUACACACCGAUAUGCCCGUUUCUUGGACAGGGGUAUCCAUGUAGGACCCGACCAAGCUGCCCAUAUCUACGAAUACAACUAUCGGAGGUUCAACCACCCUGAACGGACAAAUUGGUCUGCAGGAUACCCGUCGUACUCGCGAAGACCACCGAAUUUUCCAAUACGGACGCCGUAUCCUCCGCCAGAGCUUGCGCCACCGCCUCCGGGGCAUAUUCAUUAUGCCAUUCCACCUGUGUUUCCUCCUUUGCCUCUGUUUGAGCCUGCGGAACCUCAAGCAUCUACGUCGUCAAAACCCUCGCCCCCAAAACCUCCAAGUCCUGCCCCAAGAACCGCAUCGCCGCCUCCCGCCAAUGCAGUCCAUUCUCUUUUCAAGCCCUACGAACCCCCAGGUCAUUAUCGCCGUCCUUCAACACCACCCCCAUCACCACCGCAACCGUCUAUCGUCACUGAAAGCUCCACCAGCGACAAUGCCCAACCAUCAGCAGUCACGGAUAAGCUCAAAAAAUUCGAUCCAUUCGAGGAAGAGGAGGCAGCUCUGCGUUUCUUACGGUCGGAAACACUUGAUACCAAACCGCCCAGCGAGCUGGAAGCAUCCACACCCAAUGUGAUGAAGAAAGAGCCGACUCCUGAUUACGACGUGAAGCCCAAGAUUGAACCCUCGGACUCUUUCGACGCCGCAACCGACUUUCUCAACUCGAUCAUCCCGCCUCAGCCCACCGUCAAGCAGGAACCUGGCGUACAACCAGAUGCACUUCAGCCGGCACCACCUCCUACCCCCACCCCCCGCCAACCAACCAUCAAGCAGGAGCCUGAACCAGAUCCACCCCAUCCGGGUCCAUCCUGCAGUCAAACAAUGCAGUCAGAGGACGACGACAACGACGACGACGACGACUACGUCCCGAGUGCUGCACUGGUUGCAGCCUUUGAAGCCAUGGCCUCUGCUAAUCGGUUCGGACCCCCGUCUCAAAUUCAAGCUGCCCCCGUACGAGUCAAGGAGGAGCCUAGGGACGACACUGGCCUGUCCCAAACGCCUUACAAUCCACCAAAAGUAAAGCAGGAGCCUGGAGAGGGUGAUUUAGGGAGUGUGUUGGGACCACAAGAUAGGGCGAGGUCGACUACUCUGGGCAGGUUUACGGUGACUCCUGGCCCCCGCCAGCCACCUCCAGAAACACCUCGUAUAAAGCAGGAAUAUCCUGAACCAGAGAUACGCAGUCGAACAGUUGCGGUGAAACCAGAACCCAUGGACGACGAUCGACAUAUGCUUGGAGGGUGGAACCCCACGAGCUCGCAAUCCGGCGGAGCGAAAAAGCGGUUGUCGAGCUCGGACAGGGAUGUUGGGGGACUGGGCCAACUGAAAUUCAAGAAAGUGAAGCGGGAAGAGGUUUGGUGA
Molecule: messenger RNA, 1635 nt
Organism: Coprinopsis cinerea okayama7#130
Lineage: Eukaryota; Fungi; Basidiomycota; Agaricomycetes; Agaricales; Psathyrellaceae
Exons: 8
Coding region: 1-1635 (544 amino acids)
Source: RefSeq, a predicted model, not a curated record